ACAAAUCCUCACACGGUCUCCAGCCACGCUCCGGCUGCUCGUGACGAUAUUACACACACAAAAAUAUUUCAGCGUUGCUCUCUGUCUCGUCUUGGAUAUUACCUCUGACAGAAAGCCAAAAGGAAGUGUUCUCCUGGAGUCGGUCACUGUUUUUGGAGAUUUGUGUUUUUGUUCCAGCGCUGUUUGCUGCACCUAUUCUCUGGAUUAGUUUUCAGAGCCUUUCUUGGAUUCCUCUAUCGUUCCUUCGACUGCCUUUGCAGAAGCUGUUAGUGGAUUUAUCGCAGCAUUGUGUGUAUGUACAGGUAUAGCUGACGGUUAACUUGGUUUGUGUUGCUCCAGCAGUAUCGAUUCCUCCAUUCUGCGCUUUCUGUCUGUCUGGCUGUUUGGUCACCUGCUCUGUUCCUGUUCAGAAUUGUGACCAUUUCUCAGCUUCGGUGUCCUUUGCCCAGGCCCCGGAGGGUCUGCUGGCAGUGCAGCGGUCAUAGGGGGUCGUGGUGGGCCGGGGCGGCCAUCCGCUCCCCAUGCGUGUGAGGGGGAGCCGGAGAGCCGCUGGGCCUGGGAGAGAGAAGCUGGCGGGGGUCAGCGCAUGGAGAGCAGUGGCUGCAGCCCAUUCCCCCUGUGCUGGGCCCGGGGGGCCUGUGUGUACUCCUACCCACCGCCUUUGCCAAAAUAUGACAGACACCUAGCACCCACCAAAGGCAUGGCAGCAGCUUACCUGGACCCUAACCUAAAUCAUGCCCUGAGCCAAGGGGUGAAACCCCGCUUCAGUGGUGGGAUGGAGCGGGCAGCAGGGGCUAUGGAACGCGUGUUAAAAGUCUUCCACUACUUUGAGAGCAGCAGUGAACCCUGCACAUGGGCCAGCAACAUCAGGCAUGGGGACUCUACUGACAUUAAGGGUGUCAUUCAGAAGAUCGUGGACAUUCACAAGGUGAGAUGCGUCACAUGCUUCGGUCUGCGGCUCAGCCACCUGAGGACAGGUGAGGUGCACUGGCUCCACCCUGACAUGGGCGUGUCUCGUGUGAGGGAGCGCUAUGAGCAUGGUCACCCACAGGACGAGUGGAGGUAUGAGCUGCGAAUACGCUACCUGCCCAAAGGAUUCCUAAACCAGUUUACUGAAGACCAGCCAACACUAAACUACUUUUACCAUCAGGUGAGAAAUGAUUAUAUGUUGGAAGUAGCUGAUCAAGUUGAUCAAGAUAUUGCACUUAAACUGGGUUGCCUUGAAAUCAGGAGAUUUUUCAGAGAGAUGCCGGGAAAUGCCCUGGAUAAAAAAUCGAAUUACGAAUUAUUAGAAAAAGAUGUCGGUUUGAGGAGAUUCUUCCCGAAGAGUUUACUGGACUCGGUCAAGGCUAAAUCUUUACGGAAGUCGAUCCAGCAGACGUUCAAACAGUUUGCCAACUUCAAUGAUGAGCAGAGCAUUCUCAAGUUCUUUGAGAUCCUGUCACCAAUUUAUAGAUUUGAUAAAGAAUGCUUUAAAUGUGCUCUUGGGUCCAGCUGGGUGAUAGCAGUAGAGCUCGCCAUCGGCCCUGAGGAGGGAAUCAGCUACCUUACAGACAAAGGCUCAGCCCCAACACAUUUGGCCAACUUCACCCAGGUGCAGAGUAUUCAGUUUGAGGAGCAGGAGAAGAAGGGAAUGCUGCAGCUGGAUGUAGCUGGAGCAGCAGAGCCUCUAACAGUGACAACUCCAAGUCUGAGCACAGCAGAGAAUAUGGCUGACCUGAUUGAUGGCUAUUGCCGGCUUGUCAGCGGAACCUCCUUGUCCUUCAUCGUCCGUAUACAAAAAGAGGGAGAAAGAGCAUUGCCUUCAAUCCCAAAGGCUCCAAAAGCCUCAAACCAUGAGAAACGAUUGCAGGGGGUCAAGGCCAGGGCCAUCUCCAUCUCCGAUGAGAUUAGUGGGGACGAGACAGACGACUAUGCGGAGAUCAUAGAUGAAGAAGACGCAUACACCAUGCCCUCCAAAUACUAUGGACUAGAUGAAGCCAGGGACUACGAGAUCCAGAGAGAGAGGAUUGAGCUAGGUCGCUGUAUAGGAGAAGGACAGUUUGGAGACGUUCACCAGGGAGACUAUGUUUGUCCGGAGAGCCCUGCCCUCUCAGUGGCCAUAAAGACCUGUAAAAAUAGCACCUCUGACAGUGUUCGAGAGAAAUUCCUCCAGGAGGCCUUGACCAUGCGGCAGUUUGAUCACCCACACAUUGUGAAGUUGAUUGGUGUCAUCACAGAGAACCCUGUUUGGAUCAUUAUGGAGCUCUGCACUCUGGGAGAGUUGCGCUCUUUCCUGCAAGUGCGUAAGUACAGCUUGGAUUUAGCCUCAUUGAUCCUGUUCUCCUAUCAGCUCAGCACAGCGCUCGCCUACCUGGAGAGCAAGCGCUUUGUGCACAGGGACAUAGCUGCUAGGAACGUGCUGGUGUCAUCUGUAGACUGUGUGAAACUGGGGGACUUCGGCCUUUCCAGAUACAUGGAGGACAGCUCUUAUUAUAAAGCCUCUAAAGGGAAACUGCCUAUUAAAUGGAUGGCGCCAGAAUCUAUUAACUUCAGACGCUUUACCUCAUCCAGUGAUGUGUGGAUGUUUGGCGUGUGUAUGUGGGAGAUCCUGAUGUAUGGGAUCAAACCCUUUCAAGGUGUGAAAAACAAUGAUGUCAUUGGCCGUAUUGAGAAUGGCGAGCGGCUAGCCAUGCCACCCAACUGCCCCCCGACCCUGUAUAGCCUGAUGACCAAGUGCUGGGCAUAUGACCCCAGCAAGCGGCCCCGCUUCAACGAACUCAAAGCACAGCUCAGCACUAUACUUGCGGAGGAGAAGGCACAGCAGGAGGAGCGCAGUCGGAUGGAGAUGAGACGACAGGUCAACGUGUCCUGGGACUCAGGAGGGUCAGACGAGGCACCCCCAAAAGGGUGGUUGCGUGACUGCCUCUAUGAGAAGGUGUUUAAGCCCAGCAGACCUGGUUAUCCUAGUCCACGUUCCAGCGAAAGUUUCUAUCCCAGUCCUCAACAUAUGGGCCAGCACAAUCACUAUCAGGUGGGGGGCUACCCUGGUCCUCAUGGCAUGCCUGCCAUGCCUUGUGGGAUAUAUCCUCCCCAGGCUGCUGGGCUGGGCCUUGACCCCCAUGAUGGCUGGAACCACCACAGAGCUGCUCAAGACCACCCUAUGUGGAACCCCAGCUUGGAGGAUGGUGGGGCAUUGCGAGCAGGCAUGGGGGGCCAAUCCCUUCCACCUCACCUUAUGGAGGAGCAGCUGAUGCUGCAGCAGCAGCAGAUGGAGGAGGACCAGCGCUGGCUGGAGCAGGAAGAGCGCUUUAUGAAACCAGACUUGAGGAAUUCCAGAGGGAGUAUAGACCGAGAGGACUGCACUCUCCAGGGACCGCCAGGAAACCAGCACAUCUACCAGCCUGUGGGGAAAACAGAUCAUGUUGUUCCUCCUAAGAAGCCUCCUCGACCUGGAGCCCCCACCCAUCCAGUCAGUGCCGCGUGUCUCAGCCCUGCUGACAGCUACAAUGAUGGAGUCAAGCCCUGGAGGAUUCAGCCUCAGGAGAUUAGCUCUCCCCCUACGGCUAACUUGGAUCGCUCCAAUGAUAAAGUCUAUGAGAAUGUGACUGGGCUGGUGAAGGCUGUGAUUGAGAUGUCCAGUAAAAUCCAGCCAGCUCCCCCAGAGGAGUAUGUGCCAAUGGUGAAGGAGGUGGGUUUAGCACUGAGGAAUCUACUGGCCACAGUGGAUGAGACCAUUCCCUUACUGCCAGCUCACACACACCGAGAGGUGGAGAUGGCUCAGAAACUGCUCAACUCUGACCUGGCUGAGCUGAUAAAUAAAAUGAAGCUUGCCCAACAGUAUGUGAUGACCAGUCUCCAGCAGGACUAUAAAAAGCAGAUGCUGACGGCUGCCCAUGCGCUGGCUGUGGAUGCGAAGAACCUGCUGGAUGUGAUUGACCAGGCCAGGCUAAAGUUGCUGGGCCAGGCACGGCCACACUAGCCCCCGGGCCCGGCUUGGUUUUCCCAUCCCCCUACAGCAUGGACUGAAGCGUGUCCACAGCAGGCAGACGCCCUACUACUCACCAGCACGAAUGGCAGGGGCCUCUGAAGAGCUCAGCAGGGUUUUACUUAAAGGAGCGGCUGGAUCGAUUAUGCCAGCGCUGCCAAGAGCGCUGAAGAUGGGGUCUGUCUGGGACUGCUGUAUUGUACUAUGAGGAGAAGGCCUGAACUGAUGAAAUGCCACUGGAACGGAAAUCCCGAGCUGUUGUACAGGUCUCUGGAGAUCAGAAGACAUCUUCACACUGUAUCUACAAUUUCUGUAUCUCAUUGGCAAGUCUCUGCUCCACAGUUAGACUGAACAUAAUAUAGAAACACCAUGACAUUGGCUCUAGAACACCAGACAUACAUUACUUUCAGUUAGUUUUGUGUUCAUCUGGAUGUGGAGCAAGGGCUUCAUGUGCCUCUCCAGGACUCAGAAGGAGAGGGUUGUACAUUUUGGCCAUGUGCCACCUAGGAUUAAAAUAAAGCUAUGACUGAAAUAAAAGCAA
Molecule: messenger RNA, 4508 nt
Organism: Pygocentrus nattereri (red-bellied piranha)
Lineage: Eukaryota; Metazoa; Chordata; Actinopteri; Characiformes; Serrasalmidae
Gene: ptk2ab
Product: protein tyrosine kinase 2ab
Exons: 35
Coding region: 587-3961 (1124 amino acids)
Biological process (GO): signal complex assembly; protein phosphorylation
Cellular component (GO): cytoskeleton; focal adhesion
Molecular function (GO): ATP binding; protein tyrosine kinase activity
Source: RefSeq, a predicted model, not a curated record